Messenger RNA from Labrus mixtus (cuckoo wrasse), 2086 nucleotides. RefSeq names its product lectin, mannose-binding, 1 (gene lman1). Bases 27 to 1583 code for a protein of 518 amino acids. Gene Ontology annotation, cellular component: Golgi membrane; COPII-coated ER to Golgi transport vesicle; endoplasmic reticulum membrane. The transcript is spliced from 13 exons. The record is from RefSeq and is a predicted model, not a curated record. NCBI's taxonomy places the organism in Eukaryota, Metazoa, Chordata, Actinopteri, Labriformes, Labridae. Gene Ontology annotation, biological process: endoplasmic reticulum organization; endoplasmic reticulum to Golgi vesicle-mediated transport; Golgi organization. Gene Ontology annotation, molecular function: D-mannose binding.
CGCUACGUCAGCAGUGAUACAGAAACAUGGCGGUGUCCAUAGCACAGCGCCGGGCUGCGAGCACUCCUGUGUUUAUAUUAACUUUUCUCACAGCGUUAAUAUUUCACCACAGUGUCGCCGACACCGCUACCGGAUCCCAGACUCCAGAGGAACCUCCUCACCGGCGGUUUGAGUACAAAUACAGCUUUAAAGGACCGCACCUGUCUCAAAACGACGGCAGUAUCCCUUUCUGGAUCCACUCUGGAAAUGCUAUUCCCAGCGCAGACCAAGUGCGGAUCACGCCCUCCCUCAGGAGUCAGAGGGGUACCGUGUGGACGAAAAACAAAGUCAGCUUUGAAAACUGGGAGGCCGAGGUGACCUUCAGAGUAUCAGGAAGAGGCAGAAUGGGUGCAGAUGGUUUGGCUGUGUGGUUCACUACUGAACAAGGUCUCGAUGGUCCCGUGUACGGUGCAGCCGACCAGUGGAAUGGAGUCGGAAUCUUCUUUGACUCUUUUGACAACGAUGGAAAGAAAAAUAACCCGGCUAUCAUGGUUGUGGGAAACAACGGGAACCUUGUUUUUGACCACCAGAAUGACGGUACCACGCAAGCCCUCGGGACGUGUUUACGAGACUUCCGUAACAAACCCUACCCUGUGCGAGCCAAAAUCACCUACUACAAAAAGACCAUGACGGUGAUGAUCAACAGCGGCUUCACUCCGGAUAAAGAGGACUACGAGUUCUGCACAAAAAUAGACAACAUGAACAUUCCCAGCGAGGGCUUCUUUGGCAUUUCAGCCGCCACCGGGGGUCUAGCAGAUGACCAUGACGUUUUGUCCUUCCUGUUAUUCAGACUGUCAGAACCAGGACAGCAACCGCCCCCACCUGAAUCUGAGAUUCCUAAAGAAGAGAAGGACAAGUACCAGGAGGAAUUUCAGAACUUCCAGCAAGAGCUCGACAAAAAGAAAGAGGAGUUUCAGAAGGAGCACCCAGACGUCCAAGGAGAGCCAAUGGAAGACUUGUAUGAGACCGUGAACGACCGGGAGAUCCGUCAGGUGUUUGAAGGCCAGAACCGAAUCCACCUGGAGAUCAAACAGCUGCACCGGCAGCUCGCCAUGAUCCUGGACGAGCAGAGACGGUACGUCUCCGUCAUCACCGAUGAAGUCUCCAAGAAAGGGACGAAUGCUGAGUCAGGACAGCUCGACUCUGCCAGUCAACAACAGCUCGGCUCAGUCGUGGCCUCCCAGCAGGAGAUUCUGAAAAACCUGAACGAUUUGAGAAACUCCUUUUAUGAAUCACUGAAACAGAUCGGCUCAGCCCAGCCUCAGCAGGGGAAUGCAGUCGGUUUGGGAUCAUAUGAGACCAUCCAGCACUUCAACGACAUCAAGGAACACCUGCACAUGGUGAAAAGGGACGUGGAGCACAUGGUCCAGCGUAAUGCUCAGAAUCCUGCUGAGAAGGCUAUGAAGUGUCCUGAAGUUCCUCCGAUGCCCGCCUGUUUGUCCACUGUUCACUUUGCAGUCUUCAUUGUCGUCCAAUCAGUCCUCUUCUUCUGCUACAUCAUGUACAAGAGUCAACAGGAGGCAGCAGCAAAGAAGUUCUUUUGAUGAGAUGAAUUUCUGAUUUGAUAUGUGUAAAUGAGGGAAUGUUCAUUUUGAUAAUUAUUUUUUUGAUUGAUCCUUUCAGAUUGUAAGUUAUUGUUCUUUGGAAAAAAAAUGGCUUUUCUUGAAGAAAUUUGUUUUAAUUACGUGCAGAGUUUUAAUUUGAUCCGAAAACGGUUGUGCGUGAAUGCUGGUGUGAGUCUUUUUUGCUCUGGAUUUUCAUCAUGAUGUAAAAUGUUCCUUGCAGUAUUUUUUUGGUCGGGUCAGAUCUUUGGAUUUUGUUGUCAGAAGAUGAAAUCUGCCACUAUCUCAUUUCAUGAAAUCAAACUGACAACAAAAGGAAACCUGUGUUUUGAAAAUGUGCAAUUUUGUAUUAAAUAAUGCUGAACUAUUGACGAACAGUCGGAGCAGACGACUGCUUCAGUUAGUCUGUUUUGAUGGAGUCAAACAUGUCAGAAUCUGACAUAUCCACAACCUGAACAAUUUACAUAAAGUGAGAAAACAAGUCA